Candidozyma haemuli is the source of this 2304-nucleotide messenger RNA. RefSeq lists its product as uncharacterized. Lineage: Eukaryota; Fungi; Ascomycota; Pichiomycetes; Serinales; Metschnikowiaceae. The coding region runs from base 1 to 2304 and encodes 767 amino acids. Gene Ontology annotation, molecular function: magnesium ion transmembrane transporter activity. The record is from RefSeq and is a predicted model, not a curated record. The transcript has 2 exons. Gene Ontology annotation, biological process: magnesium ion export from mitochondrion.
AUGUCACAGUCGUUGACAACGUCCGCCAUACCGACGCCUUUUCAGCCUCAUCGUGAACACCAUACACAUCAUGAGAAAAGGAGCUUGCCGGAAACCGAGCCUCCGGCAGGGUCGGAGCCUGGCAGUGCCUCUCCGAUAUUAAGUUGUAUGUUGGCUGGUGGUUUCGGAGGUGCCAUCGGCGAUUCGGCGAUGCACUCCUUGGACACUGUCAAGACCAGACAGCAAGGGUUGCUGUUUAAUCCAAAGUAUAAGAACAUGGUUCCGGCUUACGCGACGAUAUUUAAGCAAGAGGGAUUUUUCAGAGGUCUUUAUGGAGGUUAUACGCCUGCUAUUUUGGGUUCAUUUCCAUCUACAGCUACAUUUUUUGGAACCUAUGAAUUUUCGAAACGGUUUAUGAUCAACAAUUUAAACAUGAACGACACGGUUUCGUAUUUUAUUGCCGGUAUUUUGGGUGACUUGGCACUGAGUGUUUUUUAUGUUCCAUCAGAAGUGCUCAAAACAAGAUUACAGUUACAAGGCAGACACAAUAACCCAUACACACAAGGAUGCGGAUACAAUUAUAGAAAUCUUCGAGAUGCGGUAAAGCAGAUUGCUAAAACAGAGGGAACGUCGGCUUUGGCGUACGGUUAUAAAGAAACGCUUUUACGAGACUUGCCUUUCAGCGCAUUACAAUUUGCAUUUUAUGAACGGUUCCGUCAGUGGGCCAUCAUGUAUAAUGACGCCAGCCACGACUUGCCAUUUACCCUUGAGCUUCUGACCGGUGCUGCCGCUGGUGGUUUGGCUGGUGUGCUUACCACGCCAUUGGAUGUGAUUAAAACUCGUAUCCAAACGGCAACUGUUGCCUCUGCUGGAUCACAUGCACCUUUUGUCACGGCUUCCAAAGGUGCUCUUGGGAAAUUCCUUCACAAGUUUUCAACCAUCAGCGCUUUACACUCCAUCUACAAGAACGAAGGCAUCUACGGUAUGUUUUCAGGAGUCGGCCCCCGUUUCAUCUGGACGGGUAUUCAGAGCUCAAUCAUGCUUUUGUUAUACCAGAUGACACUCAAACGAUUAGACACUGAUACGUCUCAUAUUACCGAGACAAAUGUAAAGUUUCUUACCAAGGAGCCGAUUGUGGGGCUCAAGAUCUCAGACGGCGAUACUUUGAAGAAACGUCUUCAGAUAACUUUUGAUUCAGCAGGCCAUUUCAACCAUUUUGCACUGAAAAUACGGUUAUGGCUUGGAUUGAGUGUUGUCGUUUCGAGAUCUUUGGAGGACCAGCUUCUGAUGUCUCAGGAUUAUGUUGGUCUGCAAACCCAGCAGGUCCAUAUCAGUAGGGAGCCCGUUGAACCGACCCCAGAGUUGAAGUUCCAACCCACUAACUCACAGGCUUCUAAUGUUGAUAAGGAUUCACAGACAUAUUCUCAGCUGGUUUAUCGUGAUUCGAAGAGCGAGCUCUCAUUGCCUCAGCCACCACCUCCACAAGCUUCCCAGGCAUCUCAGCAGGCACCCCAGAGCAUAAAAACAGAUGAUACGACCCACUUAAAGCCUACCCAGUCUUAUUCGCAAACAAGCAAUCCUGCUGAAUCCCAAUUCGCUAUCCCUGCCUGGCAAAUGAGUACUCCGCAAGCUCCUCUUGUCAAGGCUUAUCCAUCAAUUGCAGCUUCGAAUUUCCAGAAUUCGAUUAAUAUUCUUGUGGGCGCUGCUCAAGGUCUUCAAACUGAAAUGACUGGAUCACUCCCACAAGUGCAAUUUCAGCCGCCUGGGUUUGCGGGAGGACCAACGGUUACUGGUCCAUUUACAAAUGCCUUUGGUGAUACUUCCCAAACGACACAAUUUUCACAGCCCAUUGAAAAGAGCCUUCCACGCUUUUCUAAUCUCAACAGAUCAAUUCUGAAUGUGUUGAGUCAAGCGUCACAGAGCACUAUUGAUGAUACGAUAUUUUCUCAACCGACUCAGCGUUUCGAUAAUAGCUGCUUCUCGAUUGACUCGUCCCUAAAUGGAGGUAUUCAAUCACAAGAUACUACUGUUUGCAGUGGUGCUCUGAAGACAAAAAUAACAGAGCAAGAUUUGAGGGACGCCUUGGAGGAUAUCCCCUUUGAUCUCCCUACAGAUGAACCUGAAAAGAAGAAAGCAAAGAAAGGAAGUAAAAUGGAUAGCUUCUUAAACAAGGCAUUGGAAGAAGCAAUGAAGGACGACGAAGAGCUCGACGAACUUGACGAUCUAUCAUUGAGGUUCAAGAUAGCCCAAAAAUUGAAAAGCAGGUCUUUUAAAUCGUUCGUCAGGCGUGUCGACAAACUAAUAGGAGGCAAAUCAAAAGAAUAA